Messenger RNA from Candoia aspera, 6429 nucleotides. RefSeq names its product glia maturation factor beta (gene GMFB). Gene Ontology annotation, biological process: actin filament debranching; negative regulation of Arp2/3 complex-mediated actin nucleation. Gene Ontology annotation, cellular component: actin cortical patch. The record is from RefSeq and is a predicted model, not a curated record. The coding region runs from base 86 to 514 and encodes 142 amino acids. Gene Ontology annotation, molecular function: actin binding; Arp2/3 complex binding. Lineage: Eukaryota; Metazoa; Chordata; Lepidosauria; Squamata; Candoiidae. The transcript has 7 exons.
GCGCUGGACUGGGGCUGGGGUGGGGAGGACCCUUCAGGGCUCUUAAAGGGCCAGGAGGAGGGAAGGCGGCUGCUGCAGCUACAAGAUGAGUGAAUCCCUAGUGGUUUGCGAUGUUGCUGAAGACCUUGUAGAGAAGCUGAGAAAGUUUCGUUUUCGCAAAGACACGAACAAUGCAGCCAUUAUCAUGAAGAUUGACAAAGAGAAACAGCUGGUGGUUCUGGAUGAAGAACAUGAGGGCAUUUCUCCAGAUGAACUAAAAGAUGAACUUCCAGAAAGACAACCUCGAUUCAUUGUUUAUAGCUACAAGUACCAACAUGAUGAUGGGCGAGUCUCUUACCCACUCUGCUUUAUCUUCUCAAGUCCAGUUGGGUGUAAGCCUGAGCAACAGAUGAUGUAUGCUGGCAGCAAAAAUAAGUUAGUACAAACAGCAGAACUCACAAAGGUAUUUGAAAUCAGGAAUACAGAAGAUCUCACUGAGGAAUGGCUUCAGGAGAAGCUUGGCUACUUCCACUAAAAGGAGGAUUAAGCAUUCCAUCCGGUUCAAACUGGAACCAGACACGACUCCUGCUUUCUAAACCUACUAAGAACGCACUGUACUUACAGUUGCUUCCUGCCAUGUUUGUAUGUAUGUACAUAUAUAUGUAUAUAUUUGUCUGUGCAAAAUUUAUAUACAUGAGGGGAAGAAGCAUCUCCUACUUAACCAAACUUUGCCCAGGAUUAUUCCUUCUAAUUGUUUAAAAAGGAACAAUUCUCUUCCUGCAGGGAUAAUUUUUUUUUUUUGGCACUCACAUGAUUAAUAUUUCUAUCUGGUCUGAUUCAGAACUGGUCAUUGUUUACAGCUCUGGGGCAGAGUCUCCAAAGGGACACAUAGUGCACUAGUUCUUGCUUGUAUUAAUAGGCUGUGUUAGGGGCGUACUCGGUCAAGUGGUUGGAAAACUCUCAGAUUUUUUCCCCCUCUUCAGCUACAAGUGCAUCUUGUUGUAGUAGACAUUAAUCAUCAAUAACUGGGCAUAAUAGUAUGUGGAAAUAACACUGAAUCCAGUGGCAUAAAAACUUUUGAAUUGGGCCCAACAUAUUGUAGGACAGGUACUUACACUGUAGUAUGGUUCCUAACUUCUCCAGAGGGGAGUUCUCUCUUAAGAAAAAAUCCAAUUAUUUUGAAUCUUGUAUUUCUGCUUUGGGUCAAAGGUUUGACACUAUUUUUGUGUGUGUAGAAGACAGCAUUUUUACUAAUCAAAUAGAAAGUAGAUUUAAAGCAACCUCUAAGGGCUUGGUAACAUACUGUAGUGGACUUCCAUUCCAAAAGUCUUUAUAUGUAGAUCUAUUAAUAUAAAAGUCUUGACUUUUCUGGGCUUUUUAUGCAAGCACUUCUCAAUCUGUGUGCCUUUUAAGAAAAAAAAUCACAAAUGAUUGUAAGAAAGUCUUACACUGCCAGUUUUUUUAAAUAUUAAAUUUGAUACAGGUUAACUUUGUCUAAAAGAAUCUUCCUGCCAGCAUCUAGCAGCUUAAUCUCUCUUUCCAUUAACUUCAGCUGCAGGUGCAUACCCUCUGAUUUACAGUGCUAUGAUUUAAGGCAAAAUGCCUGGCUAAAAAAUAAAAUUACAAGUCAAUACAUAUUCUCAAGUUAAUCAGCGUCCACCACAACCCUGCAUUCUGCAUCUUAAUAGAUAGGGCUGUGUGUGCCUUGAUUCCCAUGGGUGCAGGGCAGGAAAAACGUAAUAUAUAGGAUGCAGAAUUUGGCUUCCUUGACUACCUUGGUUUCCUUUUUGUAUUUUAAAAAUAUGUAGGCAAUGCCUUCUCAGAAGCCAGAGGAAUACCCACUGCAAUGCAUAGGGGAGAGUAGAGCCUUGGUGUCAUGCUUAGCACCAUGUGCUUCUCCUUAACUAGAUCUUGACAACAACAUAUGCAGAUCACAGAAUCCCACCUUCCUUGAUCAUCGGCUUGAAUUACCUAGCUGCAAAACCUGACUCUCCCUUUGAUGGAGGGUAUGCAUGAUCUUGCCUAUAAACUGGCAAUAUAGGCUUUAGAGAUAGAUGGGGUGGGGGCUUUCCUAUCUACUGUGGUUAUGGUUUAUCUAGGAACAAGAUUCCCAAGAGUUGGGAUGGCCAAAUGCGAAUUUUAGACAGUGAUCUGACAAAGGAGCAGAAAUAUACGUUGUUCCCUAACGUGAUAGCUAGUUGAUCAAAUUUUAUAUAAGUUUUCCUCAGCAUGUUGCGCUGUACAUGUAUUAUAACUGCAACAUUCCAAAAUCUCAACACAUCCUAGGUCAUCUAGUUGGGCAAAAUUACAGAUUCUGUAUACUGAAUCUGAUGCCAAUUGGCAGCAAUGGGAUCAUAACUCCGGUAACGUGAAUUCUGGGUGUUUGUGGGGUUUUCUUUCAUCUUGUAAAAUUAAAAUGUGAACUUUCUUGGAAGCUUAGAAGUAAUAGUUGGUAGGACCAAUGAGAUAAAAUUGUAGUGCUAACAAGCUUUAGGAUAGGGAUUGCAAGUAGCCAGCUUUUAUGUUGAGGGGAGGAAAUAUCUUCUAGGGCAGACAUCUCCAACUAUGCAUCCUUCACAUGUCUUUGGGUGAGAAUACUCAAUACUCAGCAUUACAGAAGUGAUGAAGAUUGUAGUCUACCACAUUUGGAGAGUACAGAUUGGGGAAGGCUGUUCUCUGGAAAAAAUUGGUAGCUGGAUAUUGUUCGUGAACUGUAAGCUGUUUUUCUCAUGGCCAGGACGAAGGAAGAGGCAGUAGCCUUUCCAUCUUUGUAGACCGAUUCUUGUCCACUUUAGCAAUAUACAAAACCAUGCACUGAUUGGGUUGUGCCUUUUGGGUGUAUGUGCAUGUUGCCUAAUUCUGCAAGCUGUUUACUUGCAUAGCAACAGAUAGAAUUGGGCUGUUCAUAUUUAAAGAAGGUAGUUGAUACUGAUAGCAAAAACUGAGCCCUCUUAAAAUACCAUGUUGAGGCAAACCUUUAUUAAAUGACAGAGAGAGAUAUUGUUAGCUAUCUUUUUUUUCUUUCUUCAGUGGCCGUCUUCUGUCUUUGUUAGUAGGAAAAUAUAAUCUGUCUUGGGCAUUUGUUUUUGUUUUAUAUAAUUUUAAGCAUAUACACUCCCCAUUCUCUUUGUGGCGUGGGAGAACCAUCAUGAUAAAUAUACUUUGAAAAAUUACAUGAAUAGCACAGGAUUCUUUUUGUUAGAGAUUAACCCUGCAAAAAAGUUUGCAAAAAGGCACACUCUAAUGGUAUUUCAGGUUUACUACUUGAUAGGAUUUAUUAAAGAGAUGUUCUGAAGCCACUCUGAGCUUCUUGGAGGAAGAAUAUUUUCUCUGCAUUUACUCUAUAAACAGCCAUUUCUAUGCAAGACUUUAACUGAAGUUCUAGUUUCUUGGGAGUUUGUGAAAGUGGCUAUAAAUAUCUAAAAUAAAUCUUGUACUCUGAGAAAGUAAAAACCCAGAUUUCAUAGGGCGAAUGCUGUAUUGGAAGAAUGAAUUUUAUACAGAUAACCCUUCUCAAGAACCACGUCUGUUAAUCCUGAGCAUCUUGCAAGGGAUCGGUUGCACUCUGGUUUAAUUGUUCCAUCUUGGGUAGCAUUCCAAUGAACUUGAGCUGUGUUAGCCCUAGAAUAUUAAAAUAGUACAGAUGCAGAGGUAGUUUUACAUGGAUUUUGGGAUCAGAUUUAUUCUUUGACUGAAGAAGGAUAUACAUAGACAUCCUUUUUCAUGUACCAAAUAUGUCUGAAGAUUCUUUUGUGCUUAUCUGCCUUCUCAACCACUCCUUUGUUAGUUUUUUUAAGCAGUGUUUUUCCUAGGAAUUUUUUUCCUUAGGACAUUUUUUCUUAGGAAAAGAUGUAUCCAAGUGACUGACCCUGUGCAGCCCCUCAUCUAAGGUGAGAAUCCCUGGAUGCUUUUAAUUUGGUGGUUUUUCCACCCCCUUUUACUAGAGCAGAGAGACUCAAUCAGCUCAAGAAAUGUACCCAGCUUUUUGUAAGACAUACUCCAGAGGUUGGUGGAGUUAGGUUCUGUUUUGGAUAGGUGUUGUCAGAGUUUUAAGAGGUAAACUGAGUACCUUAAGCACAUGCAAAGUGUAAAUCACCCAUUUUGCCACUUAAAAUCCUCCAGAAAGCAGAAAGGGGGGCAGGCUACUCAGUCUUGAAGGGCUCUGAGGGACAUAAAAGGAAUGCUGGUGUGUUGCAUGCUGCUCCUGGACCAUUCUUGUGCCCCUCUGAUGUAGGGUAAAAUGGAGGCUGAAGACAGUCUGGAAAAUGAAUAAUCCUGUCAGAAGCAUUUAUAAAUUGAAAAGUAUUGUUAAUAUCCAUGCAAUUGUCUGAAAAGUUUGGCAAGAAAGGACAUGUGGCUGAGAACUCCUUGGAAUUACGUUUUGGUCAAAGUCAAUGAAAGAAAUUGCAGGCUUGAUCUUAGGUUUAGAGAUUGAGACUAAGCUUCACAGUUGUGGAUGUUCUCUCUUCUUUUCUAAGCAAUUAUUUCUCCCCACCCUGUCCCGAUCUUUCUUUCUUUGAUGUCUUUUGGGGGGUAUAAUGUGAACCGUAGUUAUUUGUAACUGGAACUCUUUUUGCAGUCUGGAAACCUUGGCAUCUUGAGCUAAGGGGAGGGGUUUUUUUUCUUGCUCCUCCCUUUCCCCUCUAUUUGGAUCUUGAAGGAGCAACAAAUGAAGAAUUCUCACCAAAAUAUGUAGCUGUAACAAUUCUUUGAAGUACUAACUUGUUUAAAUCAAAUCUUCUUAUGGAUGGUUUAAUAAGCAAGUUGAACCUACUUGUAAUAAGUAAUAAUACAAUGGGAUGCUAAACUUUUAGAAAUGGUUCCAUUUCCUGUCUGUUUCUAAUAGUACUUCUCUUUCAUCUCUUUUAGAUGAGAGUUGUCAGUAUUUCAAAUCGGGACCAAAUACUGGGGAUCUGGCAUGAUUCUAAAUAUCGUAGCCUUAAAGCCUGGUUUUGAAAUCUUUUUCUCCUUAAGCCUUUUCACAUAUUACAAAUACAUAAUACAGGCUUGCUGUAGCAUAUAAACAGGAAGAUCCAAGCAAACUGGAAGAAUCACAUGAUUAUGUGAUUAAUAUUCACAUGUUACAAUUGUAUGAAUGAACUGUAUUAAUUUAUUCCCUUUUUCUGUACAAGCUUGUUAGAACUUAAGAAAUCACAUCUUUACGCUUAAUUGAUAGUGCAGUAUUCACUGGAUAAAAUGUGAAACUGGCAUUUGUGAACUUUUCCUGCUUUCUCUUAAUCAAUAUUGAUCAGCCUUGGUGAAAACGUGUGUGAUUUAAUUUAUACUUCUCUACUGUGACCCCUUCCAGAUGUGUUGAGUGGUACCAGUUGAUCUGAGUGAAUAGACAUGGCUUGUUAUGUAUAUGGAAGAAUGAAUUUUCUAGCUGGUGGAAGGUUAUGUUCUUGUGUGUAACAUGUGAAAAGGCUUUCAUAAGAGCACGCAGGGUUUAAAAAAAUGAGAAUCAGUCUACUAAUAAAACUGGGUAGAUUCCUAAAGUACUGGUAGUUGUGCACCAGCUUCGAUGUUUGUAUUGAAAUCAGAUGCAUCAGUGCUGUAUGAAACACCUUUUAGGGAAGUUAGCAUCAUUCAAUUUGGUGUGCACAUUGUAAAUGUGCAAAGUUGCAAAGCUAUUGAGAAAGGAUAGCUGAAGCAUGGAGGAUAAAGGUAUAACCAAGCCAAUUAAAGCUCUGUUACCAUCUCCUCCAGUUGCACCUGAAGAGCGUGUACUGUAGUAUCUAUAGUUUAGACUUUGCUUGGGCCAAAUCUUCCUUUUGGGCCUUUGGCAUAGAAUUCUUCCUUGAUAGUACUGGACCAUCAACUGGCUCAAUAUCUGGUAGAAUAACCUACCCCAGUAGGCAUCCUCCAGAUGUAUCCAGACCAUAUGUCCCUGAAUUUCCAACCAGUAUACAUGUGGAGGGUGCCAGGUUGGAGAAGGUUGAUGUACCCCAGUUCCUGGAAUAUCAGUCUCUCUUAGCCAACCUGAAAAAGGCUGCAGAUUAAACCCAGGACCACUCUCAUUUCACUGCAGCUCAAUUCCCUUCCCCAAAUCUGCAAAUUGUUGAUGAGAAUAUUGGCCUCUUUAUAAGAAUAUAUGAUCAAGUAUUGACUUAAUAUAAUUAAACAUUUCUAAUACCAAAAAUGUAUUCUGUAUAAGACAACAGUAACAGUGUAUUAUCAAAAGGAAAAUGCUUUUGUGCAAAGAAGGCAUCUGAACCUUGAGCGACAACUACAGUAUGUGCUUUUAUUGUUCAGUGUGCUGACUGACUGAAGUUCUGACAGUUCUGUGAAACUAUCCAGCUUGACAGGUGUUGCAAUGUCUGUUUUUUUUAAUGCUCUGCUUAAUUGAUUUUGCAUGUUUUUUUAAACCAUUUUUUCCUUUUUGUUUGGCAAAGCAUGGAGCUUGUAUUGGUAUAAAUGAUCAUACAAUGUUAAUAAAACCUGUCAGACUUC